AUUGCAGCAAACUACGCCUCAGCUAACUUUCUAUAAUUGGCUCAGCCCUAAUCUACAACUCCUCAGCUAACUUUCUAUAAUUCGCACAGUAGCAGGACAGUCGCCGCCUCCAUCAAUGGCGAAACCGACGGUGGUGGUGCUGCCCGUGUGGGGCGCCGGCCACUUCAUGCCCAUGAUCGAGGCCGGCAAGCGGCUGCUCCGCGGCAGCGGCGGCGCGCUGUCGGUCACCGUGCUCCUCAUGCCAGCGCCGACGCCGGAUGCGGCGGUCGACAUCGCGGCCCAGGUGAAGCGCGAGGAGGCCUCCGGCGCCGACGACAUCAGCUUCCGGCACCUCCCCGCCGUCGACAUGCCGACCGGCCACACCGGCGUCGAGGAGUGGAUCUCCCGCAUACUGCGGAGCCACGCGCCCAACGUGUGGGCCGCCAUCGCCGGGCUCGACUGCCCCGUGGCCGCGCUCGUCACCGACAUCUUCUGCACGCCGGCGCUCGAGGUGUCCCGGGAGCUCGGCGUGCCGGGCUACGUGUACUUCCCCUGCAGCGCGUCGAUGCUGGCGCUGCUGCUGCGCUCGCCGGGGCUCGACGAGGAGGUGGCCGUCGAGUUCGAGGAGAUGGACGGCGCGAUCCGCAUCCCCGGGCUGCCGCCGGUGCCGCCGUCCGCGCUCCCGUCGACGAUGCUGGACAGGAAGAAGUCGACGUACGACUGGUUCGUCGCCACCGGCAGGGGCUACAUGAACGCCACCGGCGUCAUCGUCAACACGGCGGCCGAGCUCGAGCAGAGCGUCCUCGCCGCCAUCGCCGACGGCCGGUGCACGCGCGGGGUCCCCGCGCCGACGGUGUACCCGAUCGGCCCGGUGCUCUCCUUCCCCCCGCCGCCGGAGGAGCAGCCGCACGAGUGCGUGCGGUGGCUCGACGCGCAGCCCCCGGCGUCCGUGCUCUUCCUCUGCUUCGGCAGCAAGGGGCUCCUGCCGCCGCCCAAGGUGCGGGAGAUAGCCGCCGCGCUGGAACGCAGCGGCGGCCACCGCUUCCUGUGGGUGCUGCGCGGCCCGCCCAAGGACAGCCGGCAGGGGCAGCGGGUGCCCACGGACGCCAUGCUCGACGAGCUCCUCCCCGAGGGGUUCUUGGAGAGGACCAAGGGGAGGGGGCUCGUGUGGCCGACGCGGGCGCCGCAGAAGGAGAUCCUCGCGCACGCCGCCGUGGGCGGGUUCGUGACCCACUGCGGGUGGAACUCCAUCCUGGAGAGCCUCUGGUUCGGCGUGCCGGUGCUGCCAUGGCCGCUCGACGCCGAGCAGCACUUCAACGCGUUCACCCUGGUCGCCCACCUGGGCGUCGCCGUGCCGCUCGGCAUGGACAGGAGGCGGGACAACUUCGUGGAGGCGGCGGAGCUGGAGCGCGCGGUGAGGUCGCUGAUGGACGACGCGUCGGACGAGGGGAGGAAGGCGAGGGCGAAGGCGGCGGAGACGAGGGCCGUUUGCCGGAAGGCCGUGGAGGAGGGCGGGUCGUCGUCCACGGCGUUCCAGAGGCUCACCGACGAUAUCGUCCGAAGGGGUGCCGUUCAAAUCCGUUAAGUUUGCUGGUUUCACCGCAGAUUAUGUGCGCGCGCAAUGAGUCCUCUUUACUCAAUCCAUUCGAUGUCUCAUGUUGUGAACUUGUGAUUCCUGUUGGUUGAUCCGUUUGGUAUGGUGUCGAAUAAAAUAAAGGGGAAAUAAUUCUAACGUUCUCUUUCUAACGGGAA
Molecule: messenger RNA, 1731 nt
Organism: Oryza sativa Japonica Group (Japanese rice)
Lineage: Eukaryota; Viridiplantae; Streptophyta; Magnoliopsida; Poales; Poaceae
Product: UDP-glycosyltransferase 88B1
Molecular function (GO): UDP-glycosyltransferase activity
Source: RefSeq, a predicted model, not a curated record